Triticum urartu is the source of this 2678-nucleotide messenger RNA. RefSeq names its product LIMR family protein Os06g0128200. The record is from RefSeq and is a predicted model, not a curated record. NCBI's taxonomy places the organism in Eukaryota, Viridiplantae, Streptophyta, Magnoliopsida, Poales, Poaceae.
CAGGGAGCUAGCCCACGUGCCACGUUCCCUAUUCGUUGCCUCCUCUCCCUCUCCAUCUCCCUCUUCCUCGUCCGCCGCCGCCGCCGCCAUUCACCACAGCCCUCCGCCACAGCCGCCGCCGCCGCCACCAGAGCCCACCCCAACAGCCUGCAACCCAGCCCUCUCUCCCUGCGCUCAUAUUAUCCCCACCACCAGUGAGCUCAUCCCCUUCACCUUGCCCCAGAUCGAGCAGCAGGUUCGGAUCCACGGCCACGACGGUGUGAGUGCCCCGAUGUAGAUUCAAGACGCUUGAGGUCGGUGCUCAUUGCGGCUCUUACUCUCGUGCCGACGCCAUGGACAAGGUGCCCUCUCCAUCAAUUUUGUUUUCGAUUUGGAGUUGAUUCUCUGUUCAUGAAGCUCCUUUCUUCUCUGCUGCAGGAGAGCAUCUCUCUCUUAUCGUGAAGCAGCCCCAAUCCUAGCCCUUCUUUGGCCAUGGGGACUGAGCAGGCAGGAGGUACGAACCCCUCCUCGCCUCCCAAAACCAACUCCUGGAUAUCCUGUUGAUGACAGAGGAACAAGGAUGACAAUCAUUCAGUACUUGAAGGACAUAUACAACUGCAAUCUGCGUAUUUUAUUCAACUACAUGAUCGACCAACACUCUUUUCUAUAGCAUGGCAGCAGCUUUGGUUUCUGGCGCUCAAUUCUCCAUUGUUGGCAGAAAUUCUCAAAGACAAAGACACACAAUGAAGAUAUUAACUAUUCUGAAAUAAUAUGUUGAACCAAUUAGGACUUCAAAACUAUGAAAAGAAUUUCAAGAAGGGUCUUCUGACUGAUGAAACAUUGCCUUUUAAAAAUGAAAGUUAGAGAGUAGUCCGUGCCUCAUCAUCAGGCAUCCUCUGGAGCUUCCCCGAGGUGACAAGUGCUUCCCACGGUGUCUCUCUCUGUUCUUAUUGCUACUGCACACAAGCUACUGACCUUGCAGACCAGGACAUACAUCCUGGUGAGCUCCUUGGUCAUCGACUGGUCCAUCACCGAGGUAUGUAUUCACCACUGACUUCUCUCAGAUCAUAUGCAUGCUCCUUAUAAUCUAGGGAUUAUAGUUCUUCAGAAUAACUGUAUUAUCGGGCCGUGAGGCACCGCUGUUGCUAUAGUCUUUGCACAGAGUUAGAGAAAACAUAUGAGUUCGACAACUUGCGUUGAGGAAAACUGAUGCAAGCGAAGUGUAUAUACGUCACCAGAAAUUUCCAAAGCAUCGGAUGUUCUGAGAUUGAUCAGAUCAAUUCAACUAAACACAUGCUCCCUAAGCCUUGGAACUUGCGAGUGACAAGGAAACAGCUGCUGCCACCCUCGCUCCAGAUCGAGCAGCAGGUCUGGGCCACAGCGGCGAGAGCGGCUCGAUGUGCAGGUUCAAGCCGCGUGAAGAGGGAGGGGGUGCUCGCUAUGGCUCUGACCAUGGUGCCAACCCCAUGGACAAGGAAGCUACUGAAUUAGGUAAGAAGGCCAAGGAAUUGAAGAAGGCAUCGGAAGCCCUUCACCAAGAAGAGAGAAGUGGGAACAAAGGCAGAAAAUGGCGCAAAAACAUGAAGGCUGUCGAGAAGGCUGAGGCUACCUGGGCUUUUACAUUGCUUGAUUACAUUGGAAAACUCAUAUUCGGCAUUGUUGGGUCUGCCUGGGACUGCUGCUUUUGCAUUCUUCUGCUAUCUCCUCAUCGCAGUGAUUGCUGGAGAAAUGAUGCUUGGCCUGAAAUUAGUUUUCAUCAGCAUUCACCCAAUGAAAUGGGGAGGAACGCUGAUGAACUCUUUUCUGUUUAAUGUUGGACUGAUCCUACUUUGUUCCAUCAGGUAUGCUACCGAUGUCUUCUGUUAGAAGUCCAUGUCUUACUGUAAGGGCAGCCCCAGUGCAUGUAGCUCUCGCUUGCGCAGGGUCUGGGGAAGGGUCCGACCAUGUCUUACUGUAACUUGCAAUGAAAUGUUUGAAGGCUGUAAAUUUACAAGAAUUAAAGAAUGUAGUGGAGAUACGUGGCAGAUCUAAAGAAGUUGUUUCCACAAAGCAUUAGGACAGUAGUUUCUGUUAUUAGUCAGUAAUAGUGAAUACUUGGAAGUGCACAUCCCUGAAGCAUUGAUUUAGCAUGGGUAUAUAACUUGGGCCUGGGUCCAAAUCCUCUGCUAUAACUGUGCCAUAGUUACGGUCACUGCUUCGUGGGUGAAUAAUGGCCUCUGUAUGAACGCAAACUACUUGUUCUUUAAGAAGUCCUCUCUUGAAUUUCCGUGCUUGUGUACUUAGCAAUGUGUUUCAGUUCUGCGAGACAGCUUUUGCGUACUAUGCACAAGCAACUACAGCUCAGGAGAUUUUUGGCCACACGCUGCAGUCUCUUUGUGGAAUUAAUUAAGUAUCUCUACAAGUAAGUCUUGAACCAGCAUGCAGUCAGUAGAACUAUCAACCUGAAGUUGUUGCUUGAACCAUCAUGGGUAUCACUGUUGGCUGCUGGUACUUGGCUUAUUCUUUAUGCGAAGAUAAUAAUUCGAAAAUAACUGCCAUUUUCUCUUAACCACUCUUUAUUAUUUGGUGCAGAUUAUAUGAUUAUUAAUGUAGACACAUGCUACUUGUUUAUUUUUUCGAGUGAUGGUUGCUUAACCGAAAUGUCUCAGCUCUUGUGAACAUGCUAACAUGUUACCUCUCUUCCCCAGAUGGUGCAAGUA